Molecule: messenger RNA, 11253 nt
Organism: Pelodiscus sinensis (Chinese soft-shelled turtle)
Lineage: Eukaryota; Metazoa; Chordata; Testudines; Trionychidae
Source: RefSeq, a predicted model, not a curated record
CCCCAGUUAGAUGCAGGUGGCAUCUGCUCCCCUCCCCCAUUUCCUGUUGCCUCCCCAGAGCUGGGAAUGAGUCGCAGGCGUCCCCCUCACUGGUGUGAGUCAGGGUGUCUGCACUCUCCUGGGUUCUGUCCCAGCUUUGGGAGGUGAGUGAGGUCUAGUGGUUGGAUCCGGAGGAGGGAGGCCGUCCUUAAGCACAUGGUGCAUAUGUGGCUGUAUAAGGCACCUGAAAAUUUGUGGCACCACCAGGACAGCAGUGCAGCACCCAGAGGUGGCCCCAGGAGCCCUGCCGAGGCCCCCCCAGUGCCGAGCAGAGCAGGCAAUGAUCUCCUGCCUCUUACCUGGAGAAGAGCUCUGUGCAGCUGGAAAGUUCCUUCCUCCAACAGAAUUUGAUGGGAUAAGAGAUUAUGGAAGGUCCCAUUGAAAUUGUUCCUAAAGCCAGACCUGCUGGUAGUUCUCUGUCCACAUGGAAGGGAAGGCCGGCCGUGCAGGCGUCUGCAGAGUUUGAAUGGCUCCGUGUACAUGGCACCAUCCCUCGAGCGUGGAGAUUUGGGGGCCCUUCGCUCCAUAAUGCCCUGCAGCUUAGCAGAGUCGCCGAGGACGCUCUGUAACUCUCCGUCCCCGUCGCUGCCUUUCUCAGCACCUGCGCCGCUUUCAGUCCUACCGUUCCACCUGCUUUCCGGCGUUGGGCCCACUGCUCCCUGCCUCUCAGUCGACAGCCUCUGAGGCCUGGAGGGGCAAAGCUAGGCCAGCAGAACUCUCAGCAUCCUUUGCCUCUGUGUAGGAUUGCCCUCCUCCAGGAAGCUGUGAUGAAGCCUGGCCUCUUUGCCUCGCCCAUGGGUGUCCCCACCCCUCGAGGAGUCCCUUGCUAUUUAAGCCCCUCAGGCUCCACUGCUGAGCCAGCCAGGUGCUUCCGGCAGAUCAAUGGACGGACAGACAGAUGCGCGCUGAGGCCUAGCGAGAGAAACAAGAAGGCGCAGAGAGCAGACCAUGGAGGCCAUGGCAACGAGGAGGCUGCUGCUGCUCUGGACCGGGCUGGUGCUGCUAGGGGACCCCAGCACGGCCGCCCACAUGGGCCGGGAGUUCAUCACGGCCUUCAUGGAGAAUUACCAGAUCAGCUACUCUAAGGCUGACUUCCAGCUCUUUGUUUCUGGCUACGCACCCUCCACCACCGUCACCAUUGUGGUGCGUAAGUCCCAGUUCCACUCCACGAUCCAGCUUGGCCAGGGACAAACGGUCUCGGUGAAGAUUCCAGCCAAUGCUGAGAUGUUCGGCACCACCAAGUUCUGCAACACCGUCCUGGUGCAGGCGGACAAGGAGGUCUCGGUGAUGUCGCUCAGUGCCAAGGCGCUGACGACCGACACCGGGGUGGUGUACCCGGUCCAGAGCCUGGGUGUAGAGUACUACAUCCUCACGCCAGCUGGAGACGUCCCUGGGACCUACAAAGAGUUCUCAGUCGUGGCCUGGCGGGAGACCACGACAGUGGAAAUCUACCUGAAGGGCAGUGUGAGGUUCCAAGAGCGGAUCUACCCGGCUGGCAGCAAGAUCACUAUGUCCCUGGAGCCCUACGAGGCUGUCCAAUUCCAGAGCAGCCAGGACCUCUCUGGCACCCGAGUCGCGUCCCUGAAACCGGUGGCAGUGCAGAGCGGGCACAGCUGUGCCCAGAGGAACACCAAGUGCAACUAUGUGGCUGAGCAACUGCUGCCUGUCUCUGGGUGGGGCACAGCUUUCUUUGUGCCACCGAUGCCCUUCCAGGCCAGCGACGAUCUGGUGUACCUGGUGGCCUCCCAAGCCACACAGCUCACCUACCUCUCUGGCAAGGACAAAGGUAGCCAGGCUCUGGUGUCUGGGCAGGUCCUGCAGUUGAAGGUGAGUCUGGCCAGCCCACUGUACAUCUCCGCCAGCGUCGGCAUUCAAGUCUUCUUCUUCUGCACCGGCGGAGCCCAGGGCACCGUGAGGUAUGACCCCUUCUUGGUCAGCAUCCCAGACGUCUCCAGCUACUGCGCCUCCUACUCCGUCUUCACCCAGCAGGGCUUCGAAAACUACGUGGUCCUUGUGGCCAAGAGCACGCUGAUGGCUGGCAUCACCAUGGACGGGCAGCCCCUGCGAGGGGCGCGCUGGAGACCGAUCCCCGGCACCGAGUAUUCCUGGGGAGAGCUCGGCCUGGGCGUCAGGGCCAGCGCCCGCUCGCUGGAGCAUCCCAGCGACACCUUUGGGCUGCUGAGCGUCGGCCUCACUCAGCAGGAUGGCUAUGGCACGGCUGCUCUUUGCCAGAGCGCCUCCCCGGUGCCCUCCUGCAGCUCUGUGCAGUGCCGGAAGAAGGAGACCUGCCAGAUUACCAAUGGCAGACCCCUGUGCGUGGCCACUUCUGUGGCGACUUGCUGGGCACUGGGUGAUCCCCACUACCGCACCUUUGAUGGGCGCCACUACGACUUCAUGGGCACCUGCACCUACACCCUGGCCAAGACCCUCAGCUCGGAUACCACUCUCCCAGCCUUCCACGUCAUGGCUAAGAAUGAGAACCGGGGCAACCAGCGAGUCGCCUAUGUGGGCUUUGUGACUGUGCAAGUCUACGGCUACACCCUCUCCGUGGUCAGGAACGAAUACGGGCUUGUGAGGGUGAAUGCCCAGCGGUCCCGCCUCCCCAUCUCCUUGAUGGAGGGGAAACUGAGGCUGUAUCAGAGCGGGGCCUCUGUGGUCAUCCAGACCGACUUCUCCCUGAGUGUCUCCUACGACUGGGGCAGCUCCCUGGUGGUGAAGCUCUCCAGCAGUUUCUGGGAGAGCGUGAGCGGCCUCUGUGGCAACUACAACGGGGACCCUGGGGACGACUUUGCCACCCCAGCUGGGACGCUGGCUGCCAGCCCUGUGGAGUUCGGGAGGAGCUGGAAGGUGGAGGACGGGGACAGGUUCUGCUGGGACGACUGCCAUGGGCAGUGCAAGAGCUGUUCCCCGGAGCAGGUCGGCAGGUACAAAGCGGAGCCCUUCUGUGGCUGGAUCACCAAAGGGGCGGGCGGCCCCUUCAGCCGAUGCCACUCCAUGAUCGACCCCAAAAUCUACCUGGACAACUGUGUCUAUGACCUGUGCAUGAACGACGGGCGGAAGGAGAUGCUGUGCCAGGCGCUGGCGAGCUAUGCUGAUGCCUGCCGGGCCGAGGGCGCGGCCGUCUCUGACUGGAGGAGCCUCACAGGAUGCACUCUGCCCUGCCCGGAGAACAGCCAGUACCAGCUCUGCGGCUCUGCCUGUCCUGCCACCUGCAAUGACCGACGCGUGGAGACCUGCCAGUGCCACGAGGGUUUUGUUUUGGAUGCCGGGAGGUGCAUCCUCCAGACCAGAUGCGGGUGUGAGUUUGAGGGCCGCCUCUACGCGCCCGGGGAGCAGUUCUGGGGAGAUGGUGCCUGCACGAGACGCUGUGUCUGUGACCCGCAAACCAGGAGGGCAAGCUGCCACGUCGCAGGGUGCCGGGCCGGGGAGCAGUGCCAGGUGCAGAACGGCAUCCAGGACUGCUACCCCACAAGCUAUGGAACCUGCUCAGCUUCGGGGGACCCCCACUACAUCAGCUUUGAUGGGAAGAAGUUUGACUUCCAGGGCACCUGCCUGUAUCAGUUCGCUGGGCUGUGCAACAAAAGCCAGGACCUGGUGGAUUUCCAGGUCCUUGUUCAGAACGACCAUCGGGGAAGCCGCGUCGUGUCCUUCACCAAAGUCGUGCAAGUCAAAAUCUAUGAGGUCGACAUUGUGAUCAGAAGGGAAAACCCCGGCAGAGUCCUGGUGAAUGGCGUGCUGACCAACCUACCGUACAGCCACAACAGCAGCAAGAUCUCCAUGUACCGGAGGGGGCAGGAAGCAGUGAUCCAGAGCGACUUCGGUCUCACCGUCACCUUUGACUGGCAGAGCCGGAUCACCGUCUCUGCGCCAAGCAGCUACGCCGGCGCCCUGUGCGGACUCUGCGGGAACUUGAAUGGGGACAAGGGAGAUGACUUGACCAUGAGGGGUGGCAGGUUGGCCCCAAACCCAACGGCCUUUGGGCAGAGCUGGAAGGUGGCAGAUAUCCCAGGCUGUGUGGAGGUUGCCAAGGACGAGUGCUCAGAUCUAGCAGCUGUGGAGAGACGCCAACGAGGAGUAAGUCAGGAGUGCGGGCUCCUCCUAGACAAGAGCGGCCCCUUCCGAGAGUGUCACAGCAAAGUCGACCCGCAGGGCUACUUCCAAGACUGCGUGUACGACUAUUGCUUCUUCCAAGGCCGACAAGCUGUGACAUGCCAGCUUCUCACCAGCUACGCCGCAGCCUGCCAGGCCGCCGGGGCGGCUGUCUCUGCCUGGAGGAACAGCUCCUUCUGCAGUAAGUGCGAGCAGCUUGGCACCGCCUGCAGGGCUGAAGGCAGGCGCCAUGCAGCCGGGCCGCCGGGGCGGCUGUCUCUGCCUGGAGGAACAGCUCCUUCUGCAGGGGUCUCCCACAACCUGCCUGUGGUUGUGGCUGAGGGGCAGCUCCAAGCAUAUCAGCACGGCGGGAACGUGCUGGUGCAAACGGACUUCGGCCUCACCGUGAGCUACGACCUGGUUUACCAGGCCAGAGUCACCGUCCCAGGGAACUACCAGGGGCAGACGUGUGGCUUGUGUGGGAACUACAAUGGGCGCCAGGACGAUGAAUUUCUGCUCCCUGACAGCAAUCUGGCCCCCAACAUGGCAGCGUUCGGGUCGGCCUGGAAAGUCCCGGUCCCGGGGGCGGCCUGCGAGGACGGAUGGAGCGGGAACAGCUGCCCGGUUUGUGAGGAGAGGAAGAAGGACGUCUUCAAACAGCGCCACUACUGCGGGGUGCUCACGGCCCCUGACGGCCCCUUCGCCGCCUGCCAUGGCACGGUCAGCCCCAGCGUGUAUUUCAACAACUGCCUCUAUGACGUGUGCCUGGCCAACGGGGACUCCCCGGUCCUGUGCCAGAGCAUCCACAGCUACGUGACGGCCUGCCAGGAGGCUGGGGCCUCCAUCCAGCCCUGGAGGAGCGCCUCCUUCUGCCCUCUGAACUGCCCGGCCAACAGCCACUACGAGGUGUGUGCCGACCUCUGCUCGGCCACCUGCGCUGGGGUCGCCGGCGCUGCCCCGUGCUCGGAGACCUGCGCCGAAGGCUGCCAGUGCGACGCCGGCUUCCUCUUCGACGGCCAGGGCUGCGUGGCUGUGGACAGCUGUGGCUGCUUCGAGAAGGGGAGAUACUACAAGCCCCACGAGACGGUCCUGGCAAACGCCUGCCAGCAAAGUUGCAGCUGCAGCCCGGCCCGAGGCCUGAGCUGUGAGUCCCAUGGCUGUGCCCGGGAUGAAACCUGCCAGGUCAAAGACGGGGUCAUGGGCUGCAUCAACAGAGACCCCUGCAAAUCCCUGCAAUGCCGGGCCAAGGAGACGUGUAAGAUCGAGAACGGCCAGGCCACGUGCGUCCCCAACUACAAGCAGACCUGCUGGGGCUGGGGGGACCCGCACUAUCACACCUUCGACGGGCUGAACUUCGACUUCCAGGGCACCUGCACCUACACUCUGGCCACGUACUGCGGGAGCGACCCCUCCCUGGUGCCCUUCACCAUCAACGAGAAGAACGACAACCGGGGGGGCAACCAGGCUGUGUCCUAUGUGCGUCUGACCAACAUCUACGUCUAUGGGUACAACAUCUCCAUCCACAAGGGAGAGGUUGGCAAAGUCCGGCUGAACGGCGUUGCCACCAGCCUGCCGCUGACCCUGGCCGAGGGCAGUCUGCGGCUGUUCCAGAGCGGCCUGAGCGCCGUGCUGCAGACAGCCUUCGGCCUGGCCGUCUCCUUCGACUGGAACUGGCUGCUGCAGGUGACCCUGCCCAGCAGCUACGACGGCGCCACCUGUGGCCUUUGUGGGAAUUACAACCAGAACCCGGCAGAUGACAUGGCCACGCCGGCCGGCGCCCGGCCCAGAUCAGUGGUGGAGUGGGCCUCCAGCUGGCAGGUGAGGGACCGCGACCCCUUCUGUUGGCACGUCUGCCAGGGGAAAUGCCCCACUUGUGAGGAGGAGCAGCGGCAGCGCUACCAGCGGGACGAGGCCUGCGGGCUGAUAGCCAAGGCGGACGGCCCCUUCCGCGAGUGCCACCGCAAGCUCAGCCCGGACGGCUUCUUCGACAGCUGCGUCUACGACGUCUGCCUCAACGGGGGGGCCAGGAGCAUGCUGUGCCAGGCGCUGGGUGCCUACGCCGCCAGCUGCCGCAAGGAGGGGGUCGUGCUCCGCGACUGGAGGACGCCGUCUGGCUGCACCCUGCCCUGCCCUGACAACAGCCACUACGAGGCCUGUGGGGAUGCCUGCCCGGCCAGCUGCUCCGACCGAACUGCCAACACCUCUUGCCGGGAGCCCUGCGUGGAGACCUGCCAGUGUAACGCCGGUUACGUCCUCAGCGCCGGGCAGUGCGUCCCCGUGGGGAGCUGUGGCUGGGACUACAACGGCCGCUACUACCAGCCCAGCGAGGAGUUCUGGGCCGAUGAGAACUGCCGCUCUCGGUGCAGGUGUGACCCCAGCCUGGGCAUGGUGCUUUGCCAGGAGACCAGCUGCAAGGCCAGUGAGAGAUGCGCCGUGGUCAAUGGGGUCCGGGGCUGCCAGCCAAUCAGCUACUCCACCUGCACGGCCUCCGGGGACCGUCACUACACCACCUUCGCUGGGCUGAGAUAUGACUUCCAGGGCACCUGCAUCUACCAGCUGGUGGGGGUCUGCUCCAAGGACCCCACGCUCACCCCGUUUAAUGUCACAAUCCAAAACAACCGCGGCAGCAGGGCUGUGUCCUUUACCAGGGAGGUGACCCUGGAGCUGUACGGCAGAACCAUCACCAUCAGCCAACAGCAUCCCCAGAGGAUCCAGGUGGACGGAGUCUUUGUGGAUCUGCCUUUCUACCAUGAGGAGAAGCUUCAGGCCUAUGUCAGCGGAGCUCACGUCCUCAUCAAGACCGCCUUCGACCUGAGGGUGACCUUUGACUGGAACAGCCUGGUCCGGGUCACCGUGCCCAGCACCUAUGCCAACGCCCUCUGCGGCCUGUGCGGCAACGGCAACCCGAGCCCUGGCCAAGAUCUGACGAUGAGGGACGGGAGCCGGGCCACCGACACCGUCCGUUUCGCAGAGAGCUGGCAGGUGGGGGAGGUCCCAGGCUGCUCGGCUAGCUGCACCGGGGACUGCUCAGUCUGCAGCGAGGCUCAGAGACAAACCUACAGGGGAGAGCAGUACUGCGGGGUCCUUGCCAGAGGGGAUGGGCCGUUCAGUCAGUGCCAUGGGGCUGUCGACCCCGCCCCCGCCCCCUUCCUCCUCAACUGUCUGUCUGACACCUGCCAGUACAAGGGGCAUCACUCAGCUCUGUGCAGCGCGGUCGGUGCCUACGUGGCGGCCUGCCAGGCCCGGGGAGUCCCGCUGGGGCCGUGGAGAUCGGCCUCCUUCUGCAGCCCCACCUGCCCCCGCAACUCUCACUACGAGCUCUGUGGGAGCGGCUGCCCUGCCACCUGCCACGGCCUCUCAGCGCCAGAUGGCUGUGACGCCCCCUGUGCCGAAGGGUGUUUCUGUGACGCUGGAUUCCUCCUGAGUGGAGACCGGUGUGUCCCCGUCGCGCAGUGCGGCUGCAUGCACCAUGGCAGGUACUACCGGAGGGGAGAGGAGUUCUACCCCAGCACCUCCUGCCAGGAGCGGUGCCGGUGUCAAGACAACGGGGCCGUCGAGUGCCGGGAGGCCUCGUGCAGAGCCAGCGAGCAGUGCAGGGUGGAGAACGGAGUCCUGGGCUGCCACGCCAAGGGCUGCGGCAAAUGUGUCAUGGCCGGCGAUUCCCACUACCUGACCUUGGACGGACGGUCCCUCGACUUCCAGGGCUCCUGCUCUUACACCCUAACCAAGGUCUGCAGCAGCAGCCUCCCGCUGGCAAACUUCUCCGUGGUGGUGGAGAAGGAGAGCUCUGGCGAGGGCCGCGUGGCUCAGCUGAGGACAGUGCUGGUCUCCAUCCAUGGCUACUCUGUCUCCCUAGAGAGGGGGAGGAAGUGGACAGUCGUGGUGAACGGGGAGCUCUACACUCUGCCGCUGGCCCUUGACAGCGGGAGAAUCCAGGUGAACCAGGAGGGGAAGAAUGUCGUCAUCCAGACCGAAGUGGGCCUCAAAGUCCUUUACGACGCCUCCUCCUAUGUCCUAGUCUCCGUCCCCAGCUCCUACCAGGGACACGUGUGCGGCUUGUGUGGCAACUUCAAUGGCGACAAGAACGACGACUUCCUGCUGCCCAGUGGGAAGAGCGCCCAGAACGCGGAUGAGUUUGGGGCUGCCUGGAAGGUGCCCGUUGAGGGCGUCACGUGCUCCCAUGGUUGUGGGGACAGGUGCCCCAUCUGCGAUGCAGCAAAGAUGGUGCCGUACCAGGCUGAGAGCUCCUGUGGGUUGAUCAAAGCUCCAGCCGGUCCCUUUAAAGACUGUCACUCGCUCGUCAGCCCUGCCGAAUAUUUCAGCCAUUGCCUCUAUGACAUGUGUGCGGCCAACGGAGCCAGGGAAAUCCUCUGCCAGAGCCUGCAGGCCUACGUGGCCGCAUGCCAGGCAGCUGGAGGCACAGUCAGAGCCUGGAGAACGGCCUCUUUCUGCCCCCUGGCCUGCCCGGCCAACAGCCACUACGAGCUGUGCACCAGGUCCUGCGAUUUCACCUGCGCCGGCUUGUCCGCCCCUGCCCAGUGCACCGGGAAGUGCUUUGAGGGCUGCCAGUGUGAUGUGGGCUCUGCGGCCGACGGGGAGGCAUGUGUGUCCAUGGAUAGAUGCGGCUGCAUGCGCGACGGGCGCUACCUCAAGGCUGGGGAGAGUGUGGUCUCCAGUGACUGCUCUGAGAAGUGCACCUGCCGGGCUGCGGGCGGGCUGGCCUGCGAGCCACACAGCUGCCCCGCCGGAGAGGCCUGCGCGCUGCAGAACGGGGUGCGCGGCUGCGUGAAGCGGGAAGGCCGGUGCACUCUGCUCCCCGGAGCCCAGCUCACCUCCUUUGACGGCACCUCGGGGAAGGUCCUCGCCGGCGGGGUCUACGAGGCGGCUUCACUCUGCGACGGCAGUGCCCCCUCCUGGUUCAGGGUGGUGGUGGAGGUCCAGCAGUGCGGCAGCGGGGGAGCGGUAGCUGGUGCUGCCAUCUACGUCUUCUUCCAGGAGGCUCUUGUCGUUGUGAGGAGGAACAAGGAGACGUGGGUGAACGGGCGCUCGGUGCAGCUCCCAGCAAAGGUCUCCGACGUGGUGUCUGUGAGCGAGUCUCAGGGCGGUGUGGCCGUGGUCCAGGCCUCGGGGGUGCAGGUUCUGUUCAGCCCCGGCGGGCAGGUGACAGUGCGGGUCGGCGAGAGCCUGGCUAACAAGCUGUGCGCAUCCUGCGGGAACUUCAACGACGACGUCUCUGACGACCUGCGGCUGCCCAGCGGCGGAAGUAUCAAUGACAGGCCUUUCAGGGAGAGGUCCCGAAGACUGGCACCUGCAGACAUUGAGGAUGUGAGAAAGCAUAUCCAAGAACUAUUGGAAGCAGGAAUAAUUUCUGAAUCCCGUAGCCCCUAUGCAUCCCCCAUUGUGGUGGUGCGGAAGAAAAAUGGGACUGUGCGCAUGUGUGUGGACUAUCGCACACUGAAUAAAAGGACCAUCCCAGAUCAAUACACUGUACCUAGGGUAGAUGAUGCCUUAGCUUGCCUAGCAGGAAGCAGAUGGUUCUCUGUCUUAGAUUUACGAAGCGGCUACUACCAGAUCCCGAUGAGCUCUGAAGACAAAGAGAAAACAGCUUUCAUUUGUCCCUUGGGAUUCUACCAGUUUGAGAGGAUGCCCCAAGGUAUCUCAGGAGCUCCUGCUACAUUCCAGCGUUUGAUGGAGAAGACAGUGGGGGAUAUGAAUUUGUUAGAAGUGCUGGUGUAUUUGGAUGACUUAAUUGUUUUUGGGAAAACUCUGGAAGAGCAUGAAGCUCGACUAAUGAAAGUGUUAGACCGCCUGGACGCUAGUGGGUUGAAACUGUCACUUGAUAAAUGUCAAUUUUGUCAGACCCGAGUAAAAUAUGUAGGCCAUAUUGUGUCAGCAGAAGGUGUGGCGACUGAUCCCGAGAAGAUUGAGGCAUUAACCACCUGGCCUGUACCCAAAGACCUGAAAGCUUUACAAUCUUUCCUAGGCUUCUGUGGAUAUUACCGCCGAUUUGUAAAAAAUUACUCCUCCAUUGUGAGACCGCUCACCAAUUUGACAAGGGGAUACCCCCCAACGUGGAAGAGAUCACCCCAACAUAAGCUUGCAAGUCCUAAUGAGAGGUAUUUCAAGGUGAAUGAACCAUUUGGAGACCGUUGGACUGAGGAAUGCAACAGCGCUUUCCAUGCCCUUAUUGAGAAACUCACCACUGCACCAGUGUUAACCUUUGCAGACCCUACCAAGCCCUAUGAACUACACGUAGAUGCCAGUCUUGAUGGAUUAGGAGCAGUUCUCUAUCAGAAUUAUGAGAAUAAAUGGAAACCUGUGGCGUUUGUCAGUCGAGGGUUGACUGCCUCUGAAAGACACUAUCCCGUGCACAAACUUGAGUUUUUAGCUCUCAAAUGGGCUGUUGUGGACAAACUUCAUGAUUAUCUAUACGGAGCGACCUUUGUAGUAAAAACAGAUAAUAACCCACUUACUUAUGUGCAGACCACGGCUAAACUAGAUGCUACUGGUCAGCGAUGGAUGGCUGCCUUGGCUGCUUAUGACUUUAAGCUGCAGUACCGUUCGGGUCAAACCAAUGCAGACGCAGAUGCAUUGUCCCGUCGCCCUCAUAACCCACUCGAGGAAGAGUCUGAGUGGAUGGAGAUACCAUCUCCUGCUAUUCGUGCCACCUGCAAGGCUGUAAUAGGAAAAGUGCAGUCCCCUUAUGUAAAUGAGGAAAGAUAUGCUGACACACUGGGGUUGUCUGAGAAGGCUAUACCUACCAUUUAUGCAAACCUCGUUGGGCUAAAGACUUUUGAAUUGCCCCAGUUAACUCCGACUGAAUUGAGAAGAGCUCAGUGGAAAGAUUCAAAUAUUGGACCUGUGCUGGAAGCUGUAGAAAAGGGUGAAAAACCCAUCUCUAAGGCUAACUUUUCCCCCGGCACAAUUCUUCUCUUAAAAGAGUGGGAUCGUUUAGUGAUUAACAAAGGUUUGUUAUUCCGGACCACCCAGACUGUAAGGGGCCAUGUGCGGAAACAACUGGUCUUACCCCAAGAAUACCAGGAGAUGGUGUUGAAGUCUCUGCACGAUGAUCAUGGUCACUUGGGGGUAGAUAAGACUUUGGAACUGGUCAGAGAUCGGUUUUAA